AUGGCGCGUAGGGCGCAGGGCGGGCGGGCCCUGGCUCCGUCCCGGCGGCUGGCGCGGAGGCUGCUCUUCCUGCUGACGCUGUCGCUGUCCUGCUCCUACCUGUGCUACAGCCUGCUCUGCUGCUGCGGCGGCCCCGCCGCGCCCCGCGCCCGCUGCGCGCCCGCCCGCAGCGCCGCCGCCGCCAAGAAACUUCUGCAGAAGUCGCGGCCGUGCGGGCGGCCGCCCGCCGAGCCCCCGGGCAGCGCCGCGCCCGCCCGCCGCCCCCGGGAGCCCCCCGCGCCGCCGGCCGGCAGCGCCCCGGGGCCGGGCCGCCCGGGCGCCAAGCGGCUGCCGCAGGCCAUCGUGGUGGGCGUCAAGAAGGGCGGCACCCGCGCCGUGCUGGAGUUCAUCCGCGCGCACCCCGACGUGCGCGCCCUGGGCACCGAGCCCCACUUCUUCGACAGGAACUACGAGAAGGGGCUCGAGUGGUACAGGAGCCUGAUGCCACGAACGCUCGACAGCCAGAUCACGGUGGAGAAGACCCCCAGUUACUUUGUCACCAAGGAGGCGCCGCGGCGGAUCUUCAACAUGUCGCGGGACACGAAGCUGAUUGUGGUGGUGAGGAACCCGGUCACCCGCGCCAUCUCGGACUACACGCAGACGCUCUCCAAGAAGCCAGACAUCCCCACCUUUGAGGGGCUGUCCUUCCGCAACCGCAGCCUGGGGCUGGUGGACACCUCCUGGAAUGCCAUCCGCAUCGGGAUGUACGCCGUGCACCUGGAGAGCUGGCUCCAGUACUUCCCCCUCUCCCAGAUCCACUUCGUCAGCGGGGAGAAGCUGAUCACAGACCCGGCUGGGGAGAUGGGCAAAGUCCAGGACUUCCUGGGCAUCAAACGGGUUAUCACAGACAAGCACUUCUACUUCAACAAGACAAAAGGCUUUCCUUGCCUGAAAAAAACAGAGAGCAGCAGCUCGCCACGCUGCCUGGGCAAGUCCAAAGGGAGGACUCACGUGCAGAUAGACCCCGAGGUGAUAGAGCAGCUCCGGGACUUUUACAGACCUUACAAUAUCAAGUUCUAUGAAACAGUCGGGCAGGACUUCAGGUGGGAAUAAGCACCCGGGAGCAGAGCUGUGGUGACGUGAUGCUGCAGUCUUCCACAGGGGUGGCCUGUGGGGGCCAGGGCCGGAGCCAGGCCCUGCAGCCAGCCUGUCCCUCCUGGAAACCCCAGGCACAGGCGGGGCAGCAUGCCGGGAUGCUGCAGGGUGAGCGGGGCUGGGGGAGACGCAGAGUCCUGCUGCGGCCACUGCAGGAUGGGUGCCAGCAGGCGUUGCCCAUCCCAGCAGGUCGGUGGUGUGGUGGCUUGUGCUGUGGGGUCCCGCUCACUUGUACAGCCCUGUGGUCCUGGGCCACGGCAAUGGCCCCACCUUGCAGCCCGUGCACAGGCUCCUCCAGGGCACACCCCUCCAUGGCACCGCAAAGUGAACCAGGGCCCCCUGGGUAGUCCCAGGCCAGGGGAGUGGAGGCGGCAUCGCUGUCUGUGGGGUCAGGGCAGGCAGGGCUCCAGCUGCUCUGCUUCGCCUUCCAUCACUGC
This is a messenger RNA of Cygnus atratus (black swan), 1571 nucleotides long. It is a transcript of the gene HS3ST2, whose product is annotated as heparan sulfate-glucosamine 3-sulfotransferase 2. Lineage: Eukaryota; Metazoa; Chordata; Aves; Anseriformes; Anatidae. The record is from RefSeq and is a predicted model, not a curated record. The transcript is spliced from 2 exons. Bases 1 to 1092 code for a protein of 363 amino acids. Gene Ontology annotation, molecular function: [heparan sulfate]-glucosamine 3-sulfotransferase activity.